UCCUUCCUUUUAUCACACUCAAAAACCCACAAAUUCUCUCUAGUUUUUCAGUUCAUCAAACCCCAAAAUAAUUAUAAAAAAAAAUGAGUUGUACAAGGAAAUCAGCCUGGAUGGUGGCAGCAAGCAUUGGAGUGGUGGAGGCAUUGAAAGAUCAAGGGCUUUGCAGGUGGAACUAUGCAUUGAGAUCAGUUCAACAACAUGCCAGGGCUAAUAUCAGACAAUAUUCUCAGACUAAAAAGUUGGCUACCCAAUCUUCUUCUGCUUUGUCAAAGAAAUCGAGAGAUGAGAAGUCGAAGCAAUCUGAAGAGUCACUAAGAAAAGUUAUGUAUUUAAGCUGUUGGGGUCCAUAUUAAACUAAAACCCUUGUGUUAUUUGUGCACAUAAUGUCAAAUUUCAUUAGAAACUUGGUUCAA
Molecule: messenger RNA, 413 nt
Organism: Durio zibethinus
Lineage: Eukaryota; Viridiplantae; Streptophyta; Magnoliopsida; Malvales; Malvaceae
Source: RefSeq, a predicted model, not a curated record